This is a messenger RNA of Uncinocarpus reesii 1704, 423 nucleotides long. RefSeq lists its product as uncharacterized. Bases 1 to 423 code for a protein of 140 amino acids. NCBI's taxonomy places the organism in Eukaryota, Fungi, Ascomycota, Eurotiomycetes, Onygenales, Onygenaceae. The record is from RefSeq and is a predicted model, not a curated record. Gene Ontology annotation, biological process: mycotoxin biosynthetic process. The transcript has 3 exons.
AUGAGAAGUUCGUCGCUAGAGUUCCCGGUGGAUAUUGAGAGCGUGCCGAUAUACCCCCCGUCAGAGAACUGUGAUGAUGAAGAGAAAGAUGCCUUAAACCGCGAUAGUCUGGGAAGCCGCGAAGGUCGAUGCCCACCAGCGCAAAGUGCAAAAGGGUUCCAUCCAGUACGGUUUGACGGCAGCCUUGACGUUCAAAACAAAUACAAGGGAGCUCCAGACGAUAAGCUCGACAGCAACUGGAGACAGCUUUACGAUGUGGAUCCAUUUCUUGUGAGUAAGGAGGCAUUGAAAAAGAUCCAAAAGACGAGUGUCAAGGUCCCGUCACGACCGGGAUAUCACCUCGCAAAACUCGCUGUCUUCCAUCAGCUGCACUGCCUGGCAAGUAUCAUAAGCCCAAAGCAAGGAAAGAGAGGCGGGGUCUAA